UACGCCAGCGGCGUAGCGGGCGCAGUUGGCGUAGAGCGCUGGCAAGCCCAGCUAUUAGCACAGAAGUCUGGAACGGGCGCGGAGGCUGAAAUAAAUAAAAAGAGGAGGAGACAUUAAAAUCGAAGAGGCUGGCACUUUGCUGACAAGGAAACCAGCAAUGCCUCCCAGUGAGGUCUCCGGAGGAACUGGUUCUCGUCACCUCUGAACAGCCCAGCUCCCGCAGGUCCGGGAUUUUUGAGUUUUUCUCCCCUACCCACCCCUCUUUCUACAUUUUUUUUUUGGAGAUGAACCAAAGACUCGCCUGGCUUUUUUCCCUACCUGAAAUCGUCUCUCUUCCUCCUUCCCGGCGACGCUUGGCGAUUCCUGACCCGAUAGCCCAGAUCAGACCACCAAAGAAAGAAGAGAAACCGUCGUUUAAAGCUAGGCUGCCGUUUCAUCUGAGAUAAAAGUCCUUUUUUUUUUUUUUUGAGUUGGCAAAAGGCUGGGGAGAGGGAGAUUUCAUCAUCCUCUUUGCAAAAAAAAAUAAAAUAAAAACCCAGCUCCGAGCCUCGUCGGUUGCUUUUUCUUUCUCUUUUUUUUUUAAAGUUUCUGGCAUAUAUUAUUAUUUUUUUUAAAAAAAAGAAGAAGAAGAAGAAAACUCUCCGUUUCCCCUGGUUGGAAAGUGCCCAUGGCUUUCUUGAUGAAGAAGAAGAAAUUCAAGUUUCAGAUCAGUUUCACCUUGGAAGAGCUGACGGCGGUGCCUUUCGUGAAUGGCGUGCUGUUUUGCAAAAUCCGUCUGUUGGACGGAGGCGACUUUGUCACCUUGUCUUCCAGGGAAGAAGUUCAAGAGAACUGUGUCCGUUGGAAGAAGAAAUUUACCUUCAUCUGCAAAAUGAGUGCGAAUCCUACCACAGGACUCCUGGACCCCUGCAUUUGCCGAGUCUCGGUCCGCAAAGAACUGAAGGGCGGGAAAGCCUAUUCCAAGCUGGGUUUCACCGACCUGAAUUUAGCCGAAUUUGCAGGCUCGGGCCUGACCGUCCGAUGUUGCUUGUUGGAAGGAUACGACACCAAGAACACCAGGCAGGACAAUUCCAUCCUGAAGGUCACGAUUGGCAUGUCCCUCUUAUCCGGAGACCCUUGUUUCAAAACCCCGCCCUCCACGGCCAAAUCCGUGGCCAUCCCAGGACAAGACUCGAGCCUGCAGCUGACCUGCAAAGGGGAGGGAACCAGCCGGACUGUAACUCCCAGCACCAACGCACCGUCUUCGAUCGGUUCCAUCCGUCAGAACAAGCCCAGGGCCACCAUUCUGGGAUCAGGGGCUUUGGAAGAAGCGGACCAGAAUUUAUCAAGUCCAGAAGAAGUGUUUCAUUCCGGACACUCGCGAAAUUCAAGCUAUGCCAGCCAGCAGUCCAAAAUCUCUGGAUACAGCACCGAGCACUCCAGAUCCUCCAGCCUGUCGGACCUGACCCACCGCCGGAACACGUCAACCAGCAGCAGCGCCUCCGGAGGUCUCAGCAUGACGGUCGAAUGCCCUGAAGGCGAACGGGAGCACAGGUUGGAGAAGCCACCGAGACCCCCCAGGCCAAACCUUUUGUCGGACAGAUCUUCUCGAAGGAAAAAGGAUUCUGUAGAAAGCCAUCCCACCUGGGUGGACGACACCCGGAUCGACGCAGGUGACAUUGUAGAGAAGAUCAUGCAAAGCCAAGAUUUCACCAACGUCAGCAACACUGAAGAUAGUAACCUGAGGCUGUUUGUGAGCCGAGAUGGCACAACUACCCUAAGCGGGAUUCAGCUAGCAAACAGAGUCUCGUCUGGAGUUUACGAGCCAGUGGUCAUCGAAACCCAUUAAAUGCGAACUAGAUGGGUCCCCCGGAUGGAAACCUGUCUCAGCAGUUAGGGUGGGUGGUCAUUUCCUCCCCCACCCCACACCGUUUUUCUUUCUUCCUUUCUUUUUCUUUUUUAACCCUCUCUGCACAUAACAUUCCGGGCAGGACUUCUCAAAUUUUUUUUGGAAUCCAAGCACUCCUCACCUGCCCAGAGGUACUUCAUAAACAGGCACUUUAUGUGGGAUCUGGGAAGGUAACGUCGACGAUAUUCAGAAGCACGGGAUCAACCGUCCUGCCCACAUGCAACGGCUCCCUUGGAGGGACAGCAACUCAGGACGGCUCUUGUGCCAAGCACCACGGUUCGGCGAGCGUGGUUUGACCAAUCCUUUCUCCACCACCUAGUUUACACCACUGUGAACACUUCCCUCCCGCUCUCCCGUCCAAGAAAGUCUCAAAUUGGAAACCUUGCUUAGUCGCGACCGUCGUGAAGAUUCAACGGUUGGUUCAUCUGCAUCUCCUCUCUUGCAUUUAUCCCUCCAAGAGCUGAUACACAAGGAACGAAGAUCCAGCUACGUCACCGCUUUGAACCCAGAAGUCCUCCCCAUGUUCUGUCUUUCAUAGGAAACCGCUUGUGUGUGUUUGUGGUCUCCUCAGAAACCUUCUUUCAAGCAUCCGUGAGCCAUGGAAAGCUUUGCAGAUGCUGAGUGCAGUUCAGGUUCUAGCUUGAAGUCCUCCUUCUCCUGCAGGACAAGGAAGGGGGAUGACCUUGGCCAGCUACCAUGCAAGGCGACUCUUGAAGAACCUCAAAUGUGCUCAGCUUUUGGUUUUCCUCUAUGGGAACCGCUCUUGACUUUUUCAUUUUUUUAAAAAAAAGAACAUUAGUUUUGGGUAACACACACACACACACUGCUGCCAGGUGAGGGGUGGAGAAGCUCCAAGUUCUGUUUUCACUCGGUAGUACAGUCGAAAAAUAUUCCGUAUCAGUUCCAACAUCGUUGCCUUCUAGACGCAAAACACGUUGGGUUAGGAUUCUCCUCGGUUGGGUUUCGAUUUGAAACAGAAGCAUUGAGCAUUGAGAAGGUUAAGCCAGGGGCCUCCUUUCCUCCCAUCCAAACAUGGUGGAGAAGGUUCCAUCACAACAUGCCAAAAUGUUCCCCGGUCACUUGCUUUCCCAUAGAGCAUGUUGGAGUCUGUGAUGAAUCCAAACUCCAUAAGCAAUGAAAUGAGGAAGGUAGCAUCAGCGAUCAUCACUCAACUGUUAUGUCCUCAACUGAGUUCUUCUACUGGUUUUUUUUGGGGGGGGGGACUUCCUGGAUUUGUCUUUCCAUCAGAUGGAUGCUUUUAUUGCCCUCUCCAUCCAGAUGUUGAGAUUUCUGUAGGAAACACAGCAAAUUUCAGAGCUCGGUGUAGAAGCUAUGAGGCUGGUUUUCCCCAUGUUGCAUUCUUACAUUGGUCUUCUGCAAGCUACAUCUAGAAGACCUGCACAGUUUCAUCCUACGCAUAGGGUGUGUCUCUCCCCCCUUCACUUGUUGCUUUUGUGGGGGAUGGGGAGGGAAAGACUCAGGUUUUCCCCAUUUCAAGAAAGUAGCUUGGCCUUGAUCGAGGCAUCAAUUGAGUGCAUACACAGAUACAUUUCACUUGGUUUAGUAAUGGCUUGAGGUGUCAUCUCCCCCACAUGCCUUUAGACUAUUGACUGUUCUAAACAAGAGUGGGCAAAUGGUAUUCAGAACAGGGUCAGGAAUUGAGGAGAGGGGCACCUGGACAUCGGUGGUAGCAAGGGAGUCAUCAGUGCUGAGGAUCUGCCAGAAGUUGGGUUCUCCACCCAAACCACUGACCAGAACGUUCCUCUCCUAUCUCAGCUGAGCUAGCCAAAGGUGGUAUGAGUUGAAGACUCCAACCCAGCUCGAGGCCGAUCAAGAGAGCUUCAAACCCACCCUGACCAUCCUAGAUUGACCCUGAUCUCCAGCAAAAAGGAGAAACUUGGGAACAGUCUAGACAUCUCCAGGAGAGACCUGGAAAACUUCAUCUGGAAGUUGGUGGCCUUGUGAAAUCCUGGCCAUGUCAAAAGAGGUCCUCUGGAACUUUUCUAUAACGGGGCCACCACGAUUCACAUGCUAAGAAGGACCUGGGGCAUGGGAAGAAGCCCAAGCUUCUUGAGAUAUCUCUGUUGGUCACCAGUGGCCUGUCCCACCACGAAUGGGUGAAGCAGUACAACUUAAAUAUAUGUGUGUUUUUUUUUCUUCUCCUGGUGAGCAAAUUCUGCUUUUUAUGAUAUUGGUCACACCUAGCCAAGCACUAUGUGGGACAGUAAACUUAGAGAUACCGUUUGGAAAAUGGUUGCUUUUUAAUUUGACCUUCUUACACCACAGUUUAACCUCCUUUCUCCUCCCCGUUUUGAUUUUUUGAAAUAUAUUGAUUUUUUUUGUUGUCGUUGUUGAUCAACCCAGCAGGCUGGUGUAACGUUGCGAAUUUUGGAGGGAGGGAAGGGUUUAAAUCAUUGUUUCAUUGCUUAUCUAGUAUGCGUCGGGCUGUUGUUUUAUAAUGAUGUCUAACUUGAGCAGGGAGGGAGGAAAGCAACAAAGGAGUUUUGAUUUCUCUCUAGUUUCUCGCUCGUUGCGUUCCUUCAACAUUUGGGGGGGGGGGUUCGGCGCUCGCCCAUCCAUCGGAGAACCAAGAUUUGGUGAAACAUCGAAACGGCACCCCCAACCCAAGCUGUGAAGCCAGCUUAGCCAGCAAGGAAGCGAGCACAGCUGGAUUCUGUUCUCCUUCCACGCAUGGACUUGUUUUUGGGCUUGGUUGGUUCUGCAGCAGGGGAAAAAAAAAAUUCCUCUUGAGCAGAAGUUCUCAAGAGAAGAGAUGAGCUGUUUCUGGAAGGGGUGAGGAAACAACCACACCCUCCAAUUUUGCAAAAUGGCAAUGAGACCAUGAGAAUAAUUCAAUUUUUUUUUUUUGCAAAAUGGCAACGAGGCCGUCCAAUUUUGCAAAAUGGCAAUGAGGCCAUGAGAAUAAUUCAAUUUUUUGCAAAAUGGCAACGAGGCCGUGAGAGCAGUUCAUUUCCCAAUGAAGAAUUUGUACAAGGCAAGUUGCAAAGAAAGCAUCUUCCUAUCUCGGGUGCAAAUCUAGCACGCUUCUCAGUUUCCCCCAGCGCCCGCUCUAAUCUCUUCAGAAAAAUUUAUUCCCUAUUUUUUUAUUUUAUUAACACUUUUUAAAAAAAAAAAUAGUUUGGGUCUCCGCAGUGACCCGCUCCUAAAUGGCUUGCUUGCUUGCUUCUUUUUUUAUUAUUAUUAUGCUUCCUUCUGCAGUUAAAUCUUCCCCUUUGGAAAAAAAUAAAAGUUUUAAAAGGAAAGGAAAGGAAAAAAAAAACUUGAUCGAGGCAGCUGGGCUGCACUCAGGUUGUAAACCUCUGGAAGGUGAUUUCCUCCCAUUCCGCUAAGGUACGGAUCAGGAUGCCCCCUCCUGGAGAGGGGAUCCACCAGAGAGCAGAUCUCUCCUUCAUGUGUGAUCUCAGGAGCUGUUUGAAGAAAAUGCCAUUUCCCUUUCAAGUUGGCUACCCUUCUUUCUUUAGGCUCUGUAGACAGAGCUGGUCUCUUAGAGGCACAAUAAUUUCUCUGACACCCAAACUUUGUGGCUGUCCAGUUUUCCCCCCUCGGGAAAAAAAAUAAUAAUCUGACUUUUCCCACCUAAGCCAACUUCAAAGCUGCAUGACUUUUCCCUCUUCCCUCGCCAGCUUCCAAGGACAAAGAUCCUUUUUGCCCUGACUCCCAAAAAUCAAACGAACUUGGAAUGUAAAAGAAUAAACUCGAAUAAAUUCUUAACCCGUGCUUUAAGAAGUGACGUUUUUCUUAAGUUUGUCGUUGCUUUUUAAGCCCAUAUUUUUCAGGGGUUUGUUAAGAAAGAGAGAAAAGAAAAAGAAAUCGCGUUUUAUUUUCUUGAAAAGCGAACGAAACUUUUUAGAGAUUUCGAAAGGCACCCGCGAUUUAUAUUCAGAUAUUUCUAUAAGCAGGAAAGAUAUUUUUGGAAGAGAGAAAAAGAAAUUUUAAAAAAAACCCAGGACUAUGCAAAAUUUAAGGUAGAGAAUUGCCGGAAGAGAUAGUUUUGAUGUGUACUGAAAUCUGAAAAGUAGAUUAAAACUCAAAUCCUUAAACAGCAUUUAUAGAAAAUAUUUUUUUUUUAAUUUUUCCUUCCACCCACCCCUGCUGCUCCAUUUCCAAAUAUAUUUUUCGAAAAGUAUUGGGCCCGGAGAAGAAUCAGUCAUAGAACUACAUAUUCCCCGGUUUUAACUUGUUCUUCUAGUAUUUAUCAUUUUUGUAUUGAAUGCUGUGCUGUCUUUGAUUCAAACAGUCUUUGUUUUGUAUUCUCUGUUACCUGGUAGAAAAGCCAGUUAUAAAAAGAAGAAAAAUCACUAUAAAAUCAAAUGUCGUAAUGGUUUUGGGGGGGCGGAAAUAAAAAUUGGGUUUUCUUUGGUA
Molecule: messenger RNA, 6271 nt
Organism: Pantherophis guttatus
Lineage: Eukaryota; Metazoa; Chordata; Lepidosauria; Squamata; Colubridae
Gene: EEIG1
Product: estrogen-induced osteoclastogenesis regulator 1
Source: RefSeq, a predicted model, not a curated record